UCGAUAAUUUUGUGUUUGUCUUUUGUAAGGUGCGACGAGAUUGGAGAGAGCGGCUAGGCCUAGCUUAUCUCAUGUCACCGAGAUAAGUUACAUCUAAGUAGACCGUCUGGAAUUCCAAACUUGCCAGGGCUCAUACAUAACAUUUCAUUUGACCUUUAUGUUACAGCAAUUUAUGGAGGACGUUAUCCGAUCACCUAGUCAAGAAUAAUGAGCUAUUUACUUUCACCAAAUAUGACUGAGCAACUCCGAAUAUUCGCAGAUCGGGUUGCGGUACGGGCUGUUUACAUCGCCAGUAACAUGGCGGAGUAUGCCGGGGAUAUAGCUGAAGGCAUACAAACCGGUUCCGUCGAUGUUAUAGACAUUUUUGUCCUAUGUUUUGUAUUUUUUUGUUUUUUAAUUGUAACUGUUGUUUCAUUAGUUGAUUUUAAACGUCGAAAGAGGAAGGAAAGUGUUGAUUUUAGAGACGAAAAAGGCCAACCUCCGACACAGGUGACGGGAAGUCAUUCUACUGCACAGCGACCGGGUGGUUUGGUCGGAGGCCUAGACGAGCCAUGUCAAUGGAUAAAUUCCCUGGUGUCUUGGUUCUAUAUGCACCAAACACAAACACCAGAGGUGGUUACGAAUUGGAUGAGAGCAUUGAAUGAACAGGCAAAGAAACAUGGGGGUUCUGUUCAAGUAACCUUUGACCGACUAAAGGCAGGAAGUCUGCCUCCUAAGUUUAGCUCGGUUCAGGCGGAAUCCGGUCCACGGGAUCAGAUGACAUUAUCAUGUAUUGUUGAAGCUAGGGAUAUUGCUUUAGUUGCGUUUGCAACUCAAAACACUCCAGCAGCCAUGAAGCUUACAACGUGUGAAGUCAACAUUAAAGAAAUUAUUGGAAAGCUAAAGAUAGAGAUGCAAUUUCGUGUACAGUGUGUAAGUGAAGAAGUUGUAAUUGUGGCUAGUUUUGAUGGCAAACCAAACAUCAAUCUUUCAGUCAGACCUCAAAAUAUAAGCAAGGGAGAAACAGUUGAUAUGGCGGUUGUGGAGGAGGUGGUCAAGGGAGCUAUAAUAGGAGCAUGCACAUCUUUGAAUUUCCCAACGAUAGCACUCUCCAAUGACUCCAUGCUGUGCACAUCAUCCUCAACUGUGCCGCUGACAUCUGGAUUUAUUCCAGUGAAUGACAUUACCAGCAUGUUUAGUAAUGGAGCUCCAUCAAAACCACCAAGGACUAUUGGACGUAGGUUAAUGGUCAAAGUAAUCAAAGCAAAUGGUCUUCGUAACCGUGAUGGAGGAAUUUGUAGUGACCCAUACUGUGCCGUGGAAGUGGAUUGUCCUUUACAAAAACACAAGACCAUUGUCAUCAAAGGAUCCAGCAACCCAUUUUGGGAUGAACAUUUUCUUUUUACUGUGCCAUUACCCUGUACUGCAUAUACACUGUCUAACUGGCUUACUGCUUACACACUGUAUGACUUCCUUGGUGGGGCUGAAGUUCAAUUGGAAAAUCUAAAGCGUAAUCCAAGUACAAGACAGAUUAUUCCAUUACAGGGCAGGGGUGGACCAGAUGAUAAAGUUAAAGGUUCAAUAACUGUUGAGUUUUUAUUCAUGGAGCAUGCGGAAGCUCUUGAAGCCCACAAUAUGCUAAGUCCAUCAAAACCUGCGGCAUCCCCAUCAAAGAAGAUCGCAACCUUAAGAACCAUCGCAUCCGAUGGCACAGUUAUCACAACCGUCACUACAACAACUGCAAAGCCCAGGACAUCAUUGAAGGGGGUCAGUCAAAAUGUAUUUCCUCGCACUAACCCAUCAGUGCAGCGCCCUGCCUCUUGGUACCACUCAGCAUAUCAAGAUAUGCCAACGAAGGUUGUGACAACGUCCAACAUUGAAGGAGGCGAGUCCGGAUCAGUCUCAGGCGAUGCAGGAGAAUUGAUCAUGGUAACCGACCCAAAUGUGUCGAACAAUUCAGUUACUGAAGCAGCUAUUCGACAUCUGACAGAUCAAGGGCAGGAAUCUGCUGCAGCCCAGCCCAAGAAAAGCACUCUGAUAAUUGAGGGAGUGUCACGGAUACCAACAGAUGAACUCUUGACCUUGCCCCCUCCUAGUCCAGCAGACUCUUCAAGUUCGCAUGAAGGCUUCAAGAGAGGUAAGAUUUCAUUACUAAUAUGUAUUACAUAUUAACAAUAUAUAAAAUGU
Anneissia japonica is the source of this 2166-nucleotide messenger RNA. Its product is annotated as phospholipid transfer protein C2CD2L-like. The transcript has 15 exons. The record is from RefSeq and is a predicted model, not a curated record. The coding region runs from base 208 to 2151 and encodes 647 amino acids. NCBI's taxonomy places the organism in Eukaryota, Metazoa, Echinodermata, Crinoidea, Comatulida, Comatulidae.